Molecule: messenger RNA, 906 nt
Organism: Lolium perenne
Lineage: Eukaryota; Viridiplantae; Streptophyta; Magnoliopsida; Poales; Poaceae
Source: RefSeq, a predicted model, not a curated record
AUGAAGGCAGAAAGAGGAAAGGUGGAGUAUGAGGAAACUCGCAAGCGUCCUCGAGAUACUUCUCAGUCUUCUGGAUCAGGCAAUCAGCGCCGUCGUGUUUUCAUUCCAUACAGUGCUGUGCCUCGUGCUCCUAAUGCACCGAAGUCUUCUGGUUAUGCUCCUCGCCCACAAACUCCCAACAAUGCUGGUGGAACAAACUAUCAUUCCGCUAUGGGUACUCCAGGCAGUGGUGCGUGCUUCACUUGUGGUCAACCUGGUCACUACAUGAAGGAGUGCCCCCACAAUACUUCUGUUCGUGGUGCUCCACCACCAAAGAAGUUUACUAAGCCUCCAGUUGCUGGUCAUGGUCGUCUUACCCAUAGAAACCCCAAAACCCAGGGGGUUAUGGGCAAAAUCGCCCUUUCUUCCUCGCCACGCACGCAGGCAGGCAGCUGCCUGGCGCCCGCGCUGCCGUCGAUGGCGCCGGCGGCCAGGAUGCCUCCCGCCGCCCCCUGGCCGGCUAUAAAGCCCACCGCCGCCGCCGGAGCAAACCCUAGCACGCCCCUUUCUUCCCUCUCCUCCUCUCUGAGCAGCGCCCGAGCAAACCCUAGGCUCGGCCGCUCGCCGUCGCCGCCGUUACCGGCCUCCCCACGCCCAGCCAACACCGCCACGAGCUCCGCCUCGCUCCCCUCAUCCUCCCCCUGCAGCGAAUCGACCGGAGACGCCCCCAAUCACCGCCACCUCCCUCUUCUUCUCCGCAGCCGGGAGGGAUUUCAGCGACCAUCGCCGCCGCUACGGAGCUCCUCCGGCCACGCCGUCUUCACCAACAGCUCCACGGUGAGCCGGCGCCCCUCCUGGUACCCGCCGCUCGCGCUAUUGCGGCCCGUAUCGUGCCGGCGACAUGCGCCUGCCCCGGCCUCCGCGUGA